AUGAAGUUCUCUAUCACUGCUAUCAUCGCUGCUACUGGUUCUUUGGUUGCCGCUGCUCCAACUCCAAGCUCCACUGAUGCUCCCUCUUUUUCUGAGGUUCCAUCCUCUGUUGAAAGCUCCUUUGGUGUUCCAACUGAGGCUAUCAUUGGCCAGUUCUCCUUUGAUGCGGAUGAGUACCCGUUGCUCACUGUCUAUGAAGACCGUCGCUACAUCAUUUUGCUUAACUCCACCAUCAUGGAGGAGGCUUAUGCCUCUCUCAACUCUGGAAAUGAGAAAAGAGACGCUGAAGCUGAGGCCAAAUGGGGUUGGUUAAGGUUCUUCCCCGGCGAACCAUUCGUUAAAAGAGAUGCUGAAGCAGAUGCUGAAGCCAAAUGGGGCUGGUUAAGAUUCUUUCCAGGUGAGCCUUUUGUCAAGAGAGAUGCUGAAGCCGACGCCGAGGCUAAGUGGGGCUGGUUGAGAUUUUUCCCAGGUGAGCCAUUCGUCAAGAGAGAUGCUGAAGCCGAUGCCGAGGCUAAGUGGGGUUGGUUGAGAUUUUUCCCAGGUGAGCCCUUUGUCAAGAGAGAUGCUGACGCUGAAGCCAAAUGGGGAUGGUUGAGAUUCUAUCCAGGUGAGCCAUUUGUCAAGAGGGAAGUUGAAGCUGACCUCGAAGGUUGA
Messenger RNA from Candidozyma auris, 654 nucleotides. RefSeq names its product mating pheromone alpha (gene MFALPHA). Gene Ontology annotation, biological process: mating. Bases 1 to 654 code for a protein of 217 amino acids. The transcript has a single exon. Gene Ontology annotation, cellular component: extracellular region. Lineage: Eukaryota; Fungi; Ascomycota; Pichiomycetes; Serinales; Metschnikowiaceae. Gene Ontology annotation, molecular function: mating pheromone activity. The record is from RefSeq and is a predicted model, not a curated record.